Abrus precatorius (Indian licorice) is the source of this 1326-nucleotide messenger RNA. Its product is annotated as putative pre-16S rRNA nuclease. The transcript is spliced from 6 exons. The coding region runs from base 39 to 731 and encodes 230 amino acids. The record is from RefSeq and is a predicted model, not a curated record. Gene Ontology annotation, biological process: rRNA 5'-end processing. Lineage: Eukaryota; Viridiplantae; Streptophyta; Magnoliopsida; Fabales; Fabaceae.
UUUGUAUCAUCCUUUCUAUUCUUUCUCUGGUUUGAAAAAUGUGGACGCAGCAAGUGCUGCCUCUACCAAGCCAGAAAGUGUUGCUGUGUUGUUCAUCUUCAAAAAACUCAUGUUUUGUGAGGACCCAUAAUAGCAAAAAGGGUUAUGGAAGAGUAAAGGCAUUAACUUUGGAAGAACUUCCCCCAAACGCGCUUCGCAGGAAGAGAGAACCACAUUGGAGAGGAGGCUUCAGCCUUGGACUCGACUUGGGUUUGGCUCGCACUGGCCUUGCCCUAAGCAAAGGCUUCUCUAUUCGCCCUUUAACCGUUUUGGAACUGCGAGGACAGAAGCUUGAGGUUCAGAUUAUUAACAUUGCUGAACAAGAGGAGGCUGACGAGUUUAUAAUUGGACUUCCAAAAUCUUUUGAUGGAAAGGAAACGCCUCAGUCAAACAAAGUCCGAAGUGUUGCAGGAAGGCUUGCUGUUUGUGCAGCUGAGAGGGGUUGGAGAGUAUAUCUACAGGAUGAACAUGGGACAACAACAGAAGCUGUAGAUCGAAUGAUCAACAUGGGUUUAGGUAAGUCCUCUCAGCAGAAGAAGCUUGACGCCUAUGCCGCCAUGAUGGUACUGGAGAGAUAUUUCUCCACAUCAGGUCAAGGUACUGAACUUGUUUUGCCCAAGAAUCAAGAAUUACAAGCAAAGCUUCAAAGGGGUCCUCCCAAAGAUGUUGAUUUUUUCUCGGAUGAAGAUUAAUCUCAGAAUGUAUGCUCUGUGCCAUUAGCUUCUAUGAUGAAUUUUAUGGUGGUUGCCUGGUAAGGAUUGAUGACAUGGGAAACAGCGUACUUGUUCCAUUCCGUCAUGUUUACACAUUACAAGUAUGCAUGAAAAAGUUUUGAGAAAAGAUAAAGAUAUUCAAACAAUCAGUACUCUACAUGAAGGAUUUUGAUUUUACAACUGGAAAGGGAAAGCAGCAAGGAAAGCAUUACUGUUCAAUGCAUUAAAAUUAUUGUAAAAGAAAUAUUUAUAAUAGGAAGAAUCCUGACCACUUUCAUUUUUGAGCAGGCUGUUAUUGGGUAAUCUUUUAGGUGGACACUCAAAUAACCUGAGCUCACUCUGAGUGAGACCAACAUGAGAUUUCACCCAAUAACAAAGAAAUGUAAAAAGAAAAAAAAAUCAUAAUUUUAUUUUUAGUUUUCAUACUUUAAUCUUUGUGCAGUUUUAAUUUUCAUAAUUUUAAUUUUUCACAUUUAGUCUUCUUAAUUUCUCAAUUAUUUAAAUUAACUCUCGUGCCUCGAAAUUUCAUCUAAUGAACAAAAAUAUAAUGAAUGUAUGAUAUAUUAUUGAUUUG